CCCGGCAGUUUUUUUGCCUGUGUGAAUAUCCCUUAGCUUGCCUCCUACGGCCCUCUCUUUCUCGAUUUUGCCCCGCCUCGGAGAUUUGAACGACGGUAGCUUGGCUCGGCUCUGUGAUACUCGACGUUGCGGAACUUACGUAUAUGCUGCAAGCUUGAGUGAGACAGAAAAGCUUCGUAUAUAUACGAUUUAUAUAGAGUAGCAUAUAUUCUAUAUAUACGCUUUGGGCACUUAUACUAUAUAUAUAUACUUACGUCGUCAAAUUCUUUACAAUGGGCUUCUUCGACUGGGAGGACGAGGACGACGCCGACUCCGUCAUCUCAUCCUCGACACGAAAGUCUCACUCUACAACCCACCAUAGAUCCUCCAAAUCUCGAGAUUCUCCUCGCUCGCACCGUAGCAAGCGCCCAGGGUCUGUUUAUGGCGGCGACAGUCAUUAUAGCAAGCACAGCAGUUCGCGGGGCUCCUUCUUCGGCCUUGGGAAUGGCAGCACUCGGAGCUUCUUCAGCCUCGGUGGCCACUCCAACAGCUCGUACUACAAGCGCCAGCCGCGCUCGUCCUUCAUCCAGCGCACGCUCAAGAAGCUGCGGCGCCUCCUGCGCGACCUGAUCUACUACGCGAAGCGCCACCCCAUCAAGGUGUUCAUGCUGGUCGUCAUGCCGCUGAUCACCGGCGGCGCCCUGACCGCCCUCCUCGCCCGCUUCGGCCUCCGCUUACCCCCCACCAUCGAGCGCAUGCUCGGCGUCGCCGCCCGCGCCGGCUCCGGCGACAGCGUCGGCCUCAUGAACGAGGCCGUGCGCAUGGCCGGCGGCAUGGGUGGUGGUGGUGGUGGUAGCGGCAGGAACGACAGCAGCAGCCUGGCGGACUAUCGCGCCCAUGCCCGCGACAACUACGGCUACGGCCACGGCGAUUUCCGCUGGGAGCGCCACAGGGAGGAGUACCGUACCGAGAGCCACGGUCAUGAUCGUGGAUUCUUCGGUAGUAUUCGCGAUUUCUUUUCUUAGCGGAGGGGUGUGGGGGUAUAUUAGGUACCUACCUUAGGUUAGGUAUGAGG
Messenger RNA from Daldinia caldariorum, 1054 nucleotides. RefSeq lists its product as uncharacterized. The coding region runs from base 273 to 1004 and encodes 243 amino acids. The transcript has 2 exons. NCBI's taxonomy places the organism in Eukaryota, Fungi, Ascomycota, Sordariomycetes, Xylariales, Hypoxylaceae. The record is from RefSeq and is a predicted model, not a curated record.